UGUUCCGCUGUUCCCUCUGUAGCACGGAACAGAGGAUUAAAAAUAAUUAGCGGAAUCACAAACGGUUUCCAAGAGAAUCGAAUUUUGAUGGAUAUGGGGAUUGAUGACUCUAUUAACAGCAAGACUGAAGUAGAUGAGGUUAGUAGCGUAGCUAUUGAAACCAGAGUAGGUGGAAAUUCUGUUGAACCAGCUCACAAGCAAGAUCAAGAUGAUAAUGUGACUCAAGAUUCUUCUGAAGGGGUUACAAUCCCAUCUGCAAUUCCCACAGUAACAGUUGUUUCAGCUGACGAGCCCUAUGUGGGUCAGGAGUUCGAGUCGGAAGCAGCAGCACAUGCAUUUUAUAAUGCAUAUGCCACAAAUGUUGGAUUCAUCAUACGUGUGAGUAAACUCUCAAGAUCAAGGCGUGAUGGAUCUGCUAUUGGACGAGCUCUUGUUUGCAACAAAGAAGGUUUCAAAAUGCCUGACAAACGUGAAAAGAUUGUAAGGCAAAGGGCUGAGACCAGGGUUGGUUGCAGAGCAAUGAUUUUGGUGAGAAAAGUUAGUUCUGGUAAAUGGGCUGUUACCAAGUUUGUAAAGGAACACACACAUCCUUUGACUCCUGGUAAAGGGAGAGAAGGGAUUGCGAACAAUAUCCGAGUGAACGUGAUAAAAUUCAGGAACUAUCUCAGCAGUUGGCAAUUGAGAAAAAACGUUCAGCUACCUAUAAAAGACACCUUGAAUUGAUAUUUGAGCGCAUUGAGGAGCAUAAUGAGAGCCUUUCAAAGAAAAUACAGUACAUUGUAGAUAGUGUGAAGGAUAUGGAAACCAAAGAACAACAUAGUCAUUGAUAAGUUCAACUUUGAAUUAUCCAAUCUUAACAAUUUUUCACUGGAUGAAAAACGGAAUCCACUCUCAGUGUCCAAAGAUGCUGCAGGGUGAAGCAUGCAAGAAUAUCUGGUAGCUUCUAACUAGGAUGUUUGCUUUGUUUAUGAUUUAUGUGUGUGGUAGAUUUGAAAGCGCAGUUUGAUACAAUGGAAUUCAUUGUAUUGCUUCUUAUUCUGUGAUACUUUUAGUUGGCAGAAGCAACUAGUUCGAUCAUGUAUAGGUCCUUUGAAAACUUUAACGCUACUAAUUGUAACUUUUAUACGUGUUUACAUGUCUUUCGAU
Molecule: messenger RNA, 1146 nt
Organism: Abrus precatorius (Indian licorice)
Lineage: Eukaryota; Viridiplantae; Streptophyta; Magnoliopsida; Fabales; Fabaceae
Product: protein FAR1-RELATED SEQUENCE 3-like
Exons: 3
Coding region: 88-723 (211 amino acids)
Source: RefSeq, a predicted model, not a curated record